Molecule: messenger RNA, 1085 nt
Organism: Oryzias melastigma (Indian medaka)
Lineage: Eukaryota; Metazoa; Chordata; Actinopteri; Beloniformes; Adrianichthyidae
Exons: 3
Coding region: 166-876 (236 amino acids)
Biological process (GO): cell surface receptor signaling pathway; negative regulation of T cell proliferation; T cell costimulation
Cellular component (GO): external side of plasma membrane
Source: RefSeq, a predicted model, not a curated record
AACUGUGUUAGAGAAACUUUACACAAGUGCAGCCUGAAGAAGGUUUUAUUUUUGGGAGGAGAGACACCAUAGACACACAAACGUCCUGUCCUUUAGUGUGCAGCAAAUCUUGUCCUCACAUUUUCAGGAGAUUUUCUGAGUUUUUACUCAGGUGAAAAGAGUGUCAUGGGGAUUCUUAAGAGAAACUUUGGAUGUGGGGCAAUCUUCUGUUUCAUCUUCACGGUCGGUGUUGUAGUCAGUAAAUUAGAGCUACUGACCUCACCUUCAGUUGAAGCAAAAUGUGGAGACAACUUAACGUUGAAGUGUGAAGUCAAUUCCAUCGACCAGACGGAUUUGACAAUCACGAAAUUUGAGUGGAUGCAUAAGACAAGUUGUGAAGAUAUCAGUCUCGCCAAAACCGGCCAUGGACUUUACUGCCAAAUCCAAAAUAAAACCGCGCUCUUUGGGACUCUCAUCAACAUAAUGCCAGAAGACGAAGGAGAAUACAUCUGCAAGAUGCAUUCAAAUCACGGAAUAAAGAAUGAGAAAACUAACGUUAAAGUGAACUGCUGCUUUGGAAGCAGUAAAAUCACUGGAAAUGGGUCUCACCUCACAUGUCAGUUUAAAGGAGUUUACCCGAGCGCCAGCGUUCUCUGGUUCCAAAAUAACACAAUAACUGCUAACAGUACAAUACAGAAGACUGCGGGCGGUCUGUAUGAUUACAGUAGCUCCAUAUCACUUGAUGAAGGAAACCGGGACCAACCUUAUAGCUGCGUACUGUCCCGGUCUUCUCCGUGUCCAGACGUCAAACUUGAGGGGAAUAGAGGGGCCAUCAAAUUACAGAGGAAUACUUUUGUAAUAGAAAUGACGAUGAUGAUGAUGACUUUUAUGUGGUAAAGAGGGAGACAAAGCUGAUGACAGUACAAGAAAACUUUUUGGAUCAAAUGUACCUGAGUGAUAGGUGUGUGGCUUUCCUCAUCAACUCACAUCAGUCUAAACACAGUUAGACUCCAAGUGAUGAAGAAGAGUCAUGGAAUAAAUGGACGGCACAUGAGUGCCUCAGUAUGAACCCGAAAUACUUGUGACAGUUGGAUUUUAUUUAUUUU